AUAAGAACUUACGAUAUACGAUAAUUUGAUUUGAUAUUGUCUAAAGAAUCUUUCCAAUUAUCUAUUAAUUUUUGCAUUAAAUCAAUUAUACAAACCCAUUAAAAAUUAGGGUAGUGAAUUAAGAUAAGUAUUUGCAUAAACUUCUUUAUCCAAGAUGAUGAAAAGUUUCAGAAGAAGUAAGAGACUGUCGAAUAAUUCUUCAGGAUCUCCGAAACAUUCCAUAACAAGAGUCACUUCUGUUGAUGCUGAUUCAAUAACUACUUUACAAUCUCCUAAAAAAGUUAUUAAAGCAUUAUAUGAUUAUAACCCUCAAGGUCCUGGAGAAUUGAAAUUCUCUAAGGGAGAUUUCUUUCAUGUAUUAACUGAAGAUGAUGAUGUUGAUGAAUUAACUGAUAAUUCAAAUGCAUGGUAUGAAGCUACUAAUCCUAUAACUCAUACUAAAGGUAUGGUACCUGUAAGUUAUUUUGAAGUAUUUAAAAGAUCCAGACCUGUAGCUAAGGACACUCCAACUUCAUUAACUCUGGGUUCAAGUACAGCUACUCGUUCAACUCAAAGAAAUUCUUCACAAACUUUAUAUGCCGUUGUUCUUUAUGAGUUUAAAGCUGAACGUGAAGAUGAAUUGGAUAUUUUCCCGGGUGAAAACUUAAUCAUAUGUGCUCAUCAUGAAUACGAAUGGUUUAUAGCAAAACCAAUAAAUAGAUUAGGUGGUCCUGGUUUAGUACCAGUUACUUACGUUAAAAUCAUUGAUUUAUUAAAUCCACUUGCAGCUCAACAUCCAAAUCUUGAAGCUUCAAAUAGUGAGGAUAUAGCUCGUACAAUUGAUAAUUUUAAAAUUCCUUCGGUUGAACAAUGGAAAGAGCAAAAUGCAAGAUAUCAAGCAUCAACUAUACCUCUUGGGUCAAUAUCAAAUACUCAAACUCCUCCAAUGUCAUCAAAUACUCAAUUCUUUGAAGGUGAAAGUACUUCUAAUAGAUCAUCUUUAAGUUCAGCAGGGACAAUCAUACUUGAAGCUGGAGUUGAUUCUUAUCAAUUAGAUCAUGGAAGAUAUCAAUAUCUUGUUACUGCAAAACUUUCUAAUGGUAAAAUAAGACAAUUAUAUCGUUAUUACCAAGAUUUUUAUGAUUUACAAGUGAAAUUAUUAGAAUUAUUUCCUUAUGAAGCAGGUAAAAUUGAAAAUUCUAAACGUAUAAUUCCUUCAAUUCCUGGUCCAUUAAUUAAUGUGAAUGAUAGUAUAUCAAAAUUAAGACGAGAAAAAUUGGAUUAUUAUUUAAGGAAUUUAAUUGCAUUGCCAAGUCAUAUUUCAAGGUCUGAAGAAGUAUUAAGAUUAUUUGAUGUAUUAGAAAAUGGAUUUGAUAAAGAAUUUACCGAUUCAAAUAAUAAUAAUGGAAGAUCUUCGAAGCCAAUUAGUCAACAAUCCAACUAUCAACAAGAUAGAUUAUCACAAUAUUCCAAUUAUCCUAAUAAUCAUAGAAAUUCAACUACUCCAACGUCUGAGACUCGUUCAAGAUCAUCUAGUACACAUUUAAUUAAUAAUGUUCCUGGAGUUGUCAAUCAAUCAAAUACUUCAGCCAUAAGUUCUGAUAGUAAAGCACAAAUCACAAAAGUAAAAGUAAAAUUCUAUUAUGAUGAAGAUAUUUUUGUUUUAUUAUUACCUACUAGUCUCAGACUUCAAGAUUUAAAAACUAAAUUAUUUAAAAGAUUGGAUUUGGAUAAGAAUGAUAAUGGAAUUGUUCCACAAGAUGUCCAAUUAUUCUUAAAGAAUGAUUAUGAUGAUUUUAUAAAUGAAAAUAAUAUUGUCAAUGAAGACUUUGAUUCAAUUCAAAGAGAUAAAUUAAAAGAAUUUGAAGUUGAUGAUGAUGAGAAAUUUCAUGGUAUAUUAUUUGAUAAAUGUAAAUUAGUAAUUCUUGUUUGAGUAUCAUGCCUCCCAAAAAAUACUAUGCUAAUGAUAAUUCUUAACGUCCAUUGAUCUAUUUAAGGUUGAAAUUCCUUGAUAUAGAUCUCAUACUAAUUGUACUUUGUAUAUGUAUAUGUAAUUUUGUAAUAACUAUAGUCUCUGGGUGGGUAGUGUAAAGUAAUAGACAUAAUAUAUAACAAAAAUUUAUAAUUGCA
Messenger RNA from Scheffersomyces amazonensis, 2109 nucleotides. It is a transcript of the gene BEM1, whose product is annotated as phosphatidylinositol-3-phosphate-binding protein. Gene Ontology annotation, cellular component: cytoplasm; mating projection tip. Gene Ontology annotation, biological process: conjugation with cellular fusion. The record is from RefSeq and is a predicted model, not a curated record. The coding region runs from base 155 to 1912 and encodes 585 amino acids. The transcript has a single exon. Gene Ontology annotation, molecular function: protein binding; phosphatidylinositol binding; protein-macromolecule adaptor activity. Lineage: Eukaryota; Fungi; Ascomycota; Pichiomycetes; Serinales; Debaryomycetaceae.